Molecule: messenger RNA, 5016 nt
Organism: Aptenodytes forsteri (emperor penguin)
Lineage: Eukaryota; Metazoa; Chordata; Aves; Sphenisciformes; Spheniscidae
Gene: MYO3A
Product: myosin IIIA
Exons: 34
Biological process (GO): protein phosphorylation
Cellular component (GO): myosin complex
Molecular function (GO): protein kinase activity; protein binding; cytoskeletal motor activity
Source: RefSeq, a predicted model, not a curated record
GAGAUGCUUCCGUUGACUGGGAAAACAAUAAUAUUUGAUAGCUUUCCUGAUCCUUCAGAUACCUGGGAAAUAAUUGAGACUAUUGGCAAAGGAACAUAUGGAAAAGUUUUCAAGGUGUUAAAUAAGAAAAAUGGCAGCAAAGCAGCAGUCAAAAUUUUGGAUCCUGUUCACGAUAUUGAUGAAGAAAUUGAAGCCGAGUACAACAUUUUGAAAGCUCUCUCUGACCAUCCCAAUGUAGUCAAAUUCUAUGGCAUGUAUUAUAAGAAAGAUGUGAAAAAUGGAGACCAGCUUUGGCUAGUUCUUGAGCUGUGCAAUGGUGGAUCUGUGACUGAUCUUGUGAAAGGAUUUCUGAAGAGAGGCGAAAGGAUGAAUGAACUUAUAAUUGCUUACAUUUUACGCGAAGCUCUGAUGGGACUUCAGCAUUUGCAUGAAAACAAAACUAUCCACCGUGAUAUUAAGGGAAAUAAUAUCCUUUUGACCACUGAAGGAGGAGUCAAGCUUGUGGAUUUUGGUGUGUCUGCUCAGCUGACCAGCACUCGUCUCCGUCGGAACACCUCCGUGGGCACCCCGUUCUGGAUGGCUCCAGAGGUGAUUGCCUGUGAGCAGCAGCUAGAUAGCUCCUAUGAUGCCAGAUGUGAUGCAUGGUCACUGGGUAUUACUGCAAUAGAAUUGGGAGAUGGAGAUCCACCCCUUGCUGAUUUGCACCCUAUGAGGGCACUCUUCAAAAUACCAAGGAAUCCUCCUCCAACACUACAGCAGCCUGAACUGUGGUCACCUGAAUUCAAUGACUUCAUUAAAAAGUGCUUGACUAAAGAUUAUGAGAAGCGUCCGACAGUGUCUAGUCUUUUGCAGCAUGAUUUUAUUAAGCAAAUUGAAGGAAAAGAAAACGUGCUACAAAGGCAACUCAUGGAAUUUAUUGAUGUUCAUCAACAAAUGGGAGUCACUGAAAAGGCAAGAUUUGAACGUAUUCAUACAAAGAAAGGGAACUACAGUAAGUCACUAGUUUCAAACCAGGAAGAGGUAGAUGAUUUAGCAACCUUGGAGGUACUGGAUGAGAAUACAGUAACAGAGCAGUUGCAGAAGGGUUACGCCAAGGAUCAGAUCUACACAUAUGUUGGGGACAUUCUCAUCGCUGUCAAUCCAUUUCGGAACAUAGAUAUUUAUUCUUCACAGCAUUCCAAACUGUAUAUUGGAGCCAAACGGACUGCCAACCCUCCUCAUAUUUUUGCUGUUGCUGACAUAGGUUAUCAGUCCAUGGUGACAUACAACUCCGAUCAGUGUAUCGUUAUUUCUGGAGAAAGUGGAGCUGGCAAGACGCAAAGUGCCCAUCUUCUGGUUCAGCAGCUCACUGUGCUGGGCAAGGCUAAUAACAGGACUCUACAGGAGAAGAUCCUCCAGGUGAAUAACCUUGUAGAAGCAUUUGGGAAUGCAGGCACUAUCAUCAAUGAUAACUCGAGCAGAUUUGGAAAAUAUUUGGAAAUGAAAUUUACUUGUGGUGGCACUGUAGUAGGAGCUCAGAUUUCAGAGUAUCUCCUUGAAAAAUCCAGAGUUGUCCACCAGGCAGUAGGAGAGAAGAAUUUCCAUAUUUUUUAUUAUAUUUAUGCUGGUCUGGCGGAAAAGAAAAAACUGGCACAUUAUAAACUGCCAGAAUAUAGACCUCCCAGAUAUCUGCAAAACGAUCAUUUCAGAAUAGUGCAAGAUUUCAUGAACAAUAGCUUUUAUAAGUCUCAGUUUGAAUUAAUUGAACAGUGCUUCAAAGUCAUAGGUUUUACGCUAGCAUAGGAACUUGGAAGUGUGUACAGUGUCCUGGCUGCCAUUUUAAAUGUGGGUAACAUUGAAUUUUCUGCAGUGGUAUCUGAACAUAUGAUUGACAAGAGCAACAUUUCCAAUCCAGUAGCCCUUGAGAAUUGUGCGUCCUUGCUGUGUAUUCAGGCAGAUGAGCUGCAAGAGGCCCUCACCUCUCACUGUGUAGUGACUCGAGGAGAAACAAUUAUUCGUCCCAACACUGUGGAAAAAGCCACUGAUGUCAGAGACGCCAUGGCCAAAGCACUGUAUGGGCGCCUCUUUAGCUGGAUAGUCAAUCGCAUCAACACUUUACUCAAACCUGACAAACAUUUAAGUGGAAAUGAUGAUGGUUUGAACAUUGGAAUUCUUGAUAUCUUUGGCUUUGAGAAUUUCAAAAAAAAUUCUUUUGAACAACUCUGUAUCAACAUUGCCAAUGAACAAAUUCAGUUCUACUUCAAUCAACACGUUUUUGCCUGGGAACAGAAUGAAUACCUAUAUGAAGGUGUUGAUGCAAGAGUUAUAGAGUAUGAGGACAACAGGCCCCUCUUAGAUAUGUUCCUGCAGAAGCCAAUGGGUUUAUUGUCCCUUCUGGAUGAGGAAAGUCGAUUCCCACAAGCAACAGAUCAGACACUUGUAGAAAAAUUUGAAGAUAAUUUGAAGUCAAAAUAUUUUUGGAGACCCAAAAGAGUAGAUCUAACCUUUGGGAUUUAUCAUUAUGCAGGAAAGGUUCUAUAUAAUGCAAGCGGAUUCCUAGCCAAAAAUAGAGAUACUCUGCCAGCUGAUAUUGUGCUGCUACUGCGAUCAUCUGAAAACAAUCUGACGCGACAGUUGGUAACCCAUCCUCUUACAAAAACAGGUAACCUGGCACACACUAAAAGCAAAACUACAAUCAGUUACCAAAUGUGGACCCCCCAGAAAUCAAUCAGUCAUACGAAGAAUGAAGCAGGAGAUACCGGACAUCAUCCAAGAGAGACAACCAGCAUGAAAACACAGACAGUCGCUUCUUAUUUUAGAUAUUCUCUGAUGGAUUUGUUAUCCAAAAUGGUCGUCGGCCAGCCUCAUUUUGUCAGGUGCAUCAAGCCAAACAACGACCGGCAGGCAAACAAGUUUGAUAAAGAAAAAGUGUUGGUUCAGCUGCGUUACACAGGAAUUCUGGAGACAGCAAGAAUUCGAAGACAGGGUUAUUCACACCGUAUACUGUUCGCUAACUUCAUAAAACGGUAUUACCUCAUCUGUUACAAAACAAAUGAUGAUCCUCCAGUCAGCCCGGAAACCUGUGCUGCCAUCUUGGAAAAAGCCCGCCUUGACAACUGGGUUCUUGGAAAAACUAAAGUAUUCCUCAAAUACUAUCAUGUGGAGCAGCUAAAUUUAAUGCGGAAGGAGACAGUUGACAUGAUUAUUUUGAUUCAAGCUUGUGUCAGAGGGUGGCUGGGUUCAAGGAGAUACAAAAAGAUAAAGGAACAAAGGGAACAAAGUGCUAUCAAAAUACAGUCAGCUUACAGGGGUUUUGUUGCUCGUAAAGAAUACACAAAUGCAAAACGUAAUAAAAAAGUGGAAGAAUAUAUUACUAGACUUCAAGCAAUUGCCAGAGGAUACUUACUCAGGAAGAAGAGAAAAGAACUAACUGAGGCAAGGAACAAAGCAGCAAUAACAAUUCAGUCUCACUACAGGGGACAUAAGGAGAGGAAGAUCUUCAAAAGGAGGAGGGAAUCACUUAGAAAGAGACAAACUGAAAAUGCAGCAUCCAUUAGUGAAAAGGAAAAGGAUGAAGAACUUCAAAAUAAUGAGGAAGGUCCAGCUGGAGUGAAGAGUGCCCUUCCUAAAACAGAAGAAGAAGCAGCUGUCAUUGUUCAGAGCCAUUACAGAGGCUACAGAGUCCAUAAACAAAUAAAGGAACAGCACAAAAAAAUAGCAGAGGAAGAAUUAUCUGCUGUGGAAUUCCUUGAAGCACAACUGCAGCCAGAUCAAAAUGAUACACUGGAAGAAGCAGCAAACGAGGAGACUCAAGAUGAAGCUGAUGCUGUUACUGACAGCGAGUGCUCUGGGUACAGUGACACAGGGAAUGUACAGGAGCAACAAAAAAAAUCUACUGAAGGAGAGGGAGCUUCUGUGAAGCAGAACCCUGCAGUAGAACAUGUUGGUGAAGGCGAAGAACAAGCCUCUUUGGAAGAGCUGUCCAGCAAAUCUUCUGUCAAAAGCACAGCUGAACCUAGUCCCCAGCAAGAGCAAGAUAAUCAAGACACACUCAGUGCAGAUGGGCAAGAUCAAGAAUCUGCUGUGGUCCAGCCCAGGACUGACAGGGAUGUGGAAAGAAACCACCUGAAACAUGAAGCAGUGAUGCCUACAGGAUGUAAAGGAAUUAUAAGAAAAGAGUCACUAAGAGGCUCACAGAAGCAAGUUGAGGCAGAAAAACAAGGUUCAGAAGACAAAGAGAAGGCAGCAGUGGUUAUUCAGAGCAGUUACCGGGGUUACAGAAGGAGGGGACAACUCAGAAAAGAAGGGAAACUACCUUGCAAAAGUCAAGAGAAAACUAUAAAGGAGGCAACAGAAACAGUGCACAUUCAAAAUAAUGAUCCCCAAACAACAAAAGAUAGGGAAAGCAGCAGUACAGAGGCUGAAGACUCUAAGACACUGAAGGGAGACUCAGAGAAAGAGGCUUGUGAUUUGGCAGCCUUUUCGCGGCAGAUAUCAAAAUUAUCUGAAGACUACUUAGCAUUGCAGCAAAAAUUGAAUGAAAUGAUAUUGUCACAUCAGCUGAGACCCGUGAUGCUGUCCAAAGAUAAGCAAGCUAAUGGCCGACUUUCUUCUCAUGUUUGUCAGUCAGUUGCAGCCAAAGUAGAAGACUCUCGCCCAAUGCAGAGACCCCCAAGGAGGCCACGGAAGCCUAAGACAUUAAAUAAUCCAGAAGACUCCACCUACUACACUCUAAUACAUAAAUCAAUACAAGACGAAAAACGGAAACCACGAAAAGAAAGUCUAAGCAAAGUCCUAGACUUAGAUAUCUACUACCAAGAAAUUUCAUCUACUGAUUCCACCUCAAAGGACAGCAGUUCUACCACAAGAAAGAAGAGACACCCAGCUGAGCGCAGGACUUCAAUUUUAAGAGCUACUGAGCGGUCGAGGGUUGCAGAAAGCCCCCUGGAAGAGAGUAAAACUGAAGAUAAUCCCUAUGACUACAGACGACUGCUGCGGAAGACCUCACAGCGCCGGCGCCUUAUCCAGCAGUUCUAG